This is a messenger RNA of Truncatella angustata, 471 nucleotides long. RefSeq lists its product as uncharacterized. Bases 1 to 471 code for a protein of 156 amino acids. Lineage: Eukaryota; Fungi; Ascomycota; Sordariomycetes; Amphisphaeriales; Sporocadaceae. The transcript has 3 exons. The record is from RefSeq and is a predicted model, not a curated record.
AUGACACCUCGUUCUGUUUAUCUUGCCAUGUACCGCGGAUCUGCAAGCCAACGCGCCCAUUUCGCCCUCUUCAUUCCCAACGCCACCGAUGAUCGCAGCAAUAUCAGCCAGGAUUUCAGAUCCAUAUCAUGCAAGGGAAUCAUCAUCCACGUGGUUGGUGAACCAGUCAUGAACGGUUAUACUCAUGAAUUCAAACGAAAUUACGAAACCAAUACUUCGCGUGACCUACAAGAACUGGUUCUGCUUGGUCAAGUCGACUCGGUCAAUCUUUAUGAUCCUCCCAACAACGUGUUUGUCAAGGGGGUCAGAAUAUCCGAGCUCCAAUCGACGGUGUUAACACUAAGCGGUGUCAAGAGUGGACUAUGGAGUACCCACAGACUUCUGGAUCGCGGCCUUAUUAGCCCCAGUGCUGUCGAUACUGCUCAGAACCAGCGAAAUCCACCAAAGCAUGGUGUACUCGGACAGGGAUAA